CUGUCCUACAACUAUAUGGGUUCGCCACUUCAUAUAUGUAUCCUCUCUGUCACUCAUCCACCCCUCCCACUGAGAAAUCCAUGAGUUCUUUUCACUUAUUCCUCUCUGAAUAUGCAACAUGACUGAAUUGGGCGGUCAAUAUCGUCAGCUGGCGCCUGGUCCGUCGCCUACUAAGUCAGAAAAGUUUCCAUCGGGUAAUGGUUUCUCAGGAAAAAGCUUUCAGACCUCGCUAGAUGUCCCAAAGAGACGCGUGUCUAUGGCUUGUUUGGCUUGCAGGAAGUCUAAACGGAAGUGCUCCGGUACUGCACCAUGCCACAACUGUUGUGCAUUUUAUCGGCAGUGCAUCUUCGAUGAGACGCUCGAUAAGCGUCGAAAAGUGGCUGCGAAGCGCACUGCCGAUGAGCUCAGCUAUCACCGGAUGAUGUUAGACGAUCUCCUGAAAGUGAUGCGUGUGGAGGAUCAGACGCAUGCUCUGAAACUGCUGGAAUUCAUCCGGAAGGAUGUAACGGCUGAGGAAAUACGUGCAUAUAUAGACGAUGCACUGCGCCGGAUUGAGGGAUAUAGCAUGGUGAGUAAUGCGUCAGGCAAGCAGCUAAAGCAGGUUAGACGGGUGAUCGAUGUCGAAGGAGCUGGGCUGUCAUUUCGUCCCAAUGUUAUGGAUAUCCACUAUGUAUGUAACGAAGUGCCUUACAAGGUCCCCGCGAAGCCCUGGACCACUGUAACCAACGAUGCAGACCUCGUCUCUCAUCUGGUGUCGCUCUACUUUACCUGGGACUAUCCCUUUCAUGCUUUCCUUGACCGAGGCGUUUUUCUCAAGCAUAUGAGAAAGGGAAACCUCAAGUCGGAGUUUUGUAGUCCAUUCCUUGUGAAUGCUCUGCUCACGAACGCAUGCCUUCUCUCGGAAUACUCUGAAACCUAUGUCGAACCAGGCGACAUAGUGACGCAAGGGACCGAUUUCCUUGCCGAGGCGGAGCGUUUAAGGGAGGAAGAACCCAUUGAGCCCAGCCUGGCUAACCUGCAGGGCACGGUGUUGUUAUAUGAAAGAUAUUCUAUAUCCGGCGAAGAUGAUCUCGGCUAUCGAAUGCUUCAUCAAGCGAUCUGGACCGGCGGGUCUCUAGGCCUGUUCGGCCCCAGAAAAGUUAGCUUGAGUCCAGGACAGAUCUCGGACGAUAUGGAUAUCUCGAUUAAGCGAACGGCCUGGGGCCUGUUCCACACUGACGCAGUCGCGCAUGCCGAUUUCCUACGUCCUAGCCUCAUCGACAAAGUCAAUGUUGAACGGCCAAAUAGGUGCAACUCCGAAGAUUCGAGCCUAUGGUACCCUUAUCCUUCUCAUCGGUUUGCCCGGCCGUCCUGUGUGAGUCAAUAUUUUAACGAGGUAUACAACCUGUGUUAAAUUGCACAAGAGGUAUCGCAGCGACUUUUCGGGAUCGAUGCCAAUGCAACUUCUCUUGAGUACUUACACCGGAUCCAAGAAUCCCUG
Aspergillus vadensis CBS 113365 is the source of this 1480-nucleotide messenger RNA. RefSeq lists its product as uncharacterized. Gene Ontology annotation, biological process: regulation of DNA-templated transcription; DNA-templated transcription. The record is from RefSeq and is a predicted model, not a curated record. Gene Ontology annotation, molecular function: DNA-binding transcription factor activity, RNA polymerase II-specific; zinc ion binding; DNA binding. NCBI's taxonomy places the organism in Eukaryota, Fungi, Ascomycota, Eurotiomycetes, Eurotiales, Aspergillaceae. Bases 119 to 1393 code for a protein of 424 amino acids. The transcript is spliced from 5 exons.